This is a messenger RNA of Rhinichthys klamathensis goyatoka, 1243 nucleotides long. It is a transcript of the gene napbb, whose product is annotated as N-ethylmaleimide-sensitive factor attachment protein, beta b. NCBI's taxonomy places the organism in Eukaryota, Metazoa, Chordata, Actinopteri, Cypriniformes, Leuciscidae. Gene Ontology annotation, biological process: intracellular protein transport; regulation of synaptic vesicle priming; synaptic transmission, glutamatergic. Gene Ontology annotation, molecular function: soluble NSF attachment protein activity; syntaxin binding. Bases 107 to 997 code for a protein of 296 amino acids. The record is from RefSeq and is a predicted model, not a curated record. Gene Ontology annotation, cellular component: vacuolar membrane; terminal bouton; synaptobrevin 2-SNAP-25-syntaxin-1a complex. The transcript has 11 exons.
GCUAUGACAGUAUAAUCCCCCGCUGCUUUAGUGACAGCGCGAGAGAAGCUAGCAGAUAAGCGAAAAUAUAUUCUAUCGUUUAUCUGUUCAUUUAACCACAGAAGUAAUGGACAAUUCCGGGAAAGAAAAGGAGGCAAUUCAGCUUAUGGCUGACGCCGAUAAGAAAGUGAAGUCUUCCGGCUCUUUUUUAGGAGGAAUGUUUGGGGGAAAUCAGAAAGUGGAAGAGGCUUGUGAGAUGUACGCCAGAGCGGCCAACAUGUUCAAAAUGGCCAAAAACUGGAGUGCUGCAGGCAAUGCUUUCUGUCAGGCAGCCAGACUUCACAUGCAGCUUCAGAAUAAGCACGAUUCGGCCACCAGCUACGUCGAUGCGGGAAAUGCCUUCAAGAAGGCAGAUCCACAUGAGGCUAUCAAGUGCUUAAACGCAUCCAUUGAUAUUUACACAGACAUGGGAAGAUUCACCAUCGCAGCCAAGCAUCAUAUCACAAUCGCUGAGGUGUACGAGUCAGAGCUGGUGGACAUUGAGAAGGCGAUUGCACAUUAUGAACAAGCUGCUGACUAUUACAAAGGAGAGGAAUCAAACAGCUCUGCAAACAAGUGUCUGCUGAAGGUGGCUUCAUACAGCGCUCAGUUAGAACAGUACCCCAAAGCAAUAGAGAUUUAUGAGCAGGUUGGAUCCAACACCAUGGACAAUCCCCUUCUGAAAUACAGUGCCAAAGAAUACUUCUUCAAAGCUGCUUUGUGUCACUUCAUCGUGGACGAGCUAAACGCAAAGCUCGCUAUUGGAAAGUAUGAAGAGAUGUUUCCAGCCUUCUCAGAUUCAAGAGAAUGCAAACUUCUAAAGAAACUUCUAGAGGCCCAUGAGGAGCAAAACGCAGAGGCUUUCACAGAAGCGGUGAAGGAGUUUGACUCCAUCUCACGCCUGGACCAGUGGCACACCACCAUGCUUCUGCGGAUCAAGAAGACCAUUCAGGGCGACGAGGAGGGGGACCUAAAAUGAUCUGGACCACCCACUGCAUGGCACACUCUUUCCCCACUUCCAUUUCACAUCAGUUUUGUGCAAUGGCCAAGUCCAGGUUUCCCAAAACAGUAUGUCAAAAUGUAUUGCUACAACAUUUCUAGAGAAUAUACUUAUAAGCCUGUACUGUUAACAUUGAUAUCCAGUUAUAUAAUAUAGCACAUAUCAAAACUUAGCACAGCAGUUGAAAGAUGUGCUCUGGUUUCCCUGUUGCGUUACGAGGGUAUU